Messenger RNA from Ziziphus jujuba (common jujube), 976 nucleotides. Its product is annotated as monothiol glutaredoxin-S15, mitochondrial. The transcript is spliced from 7 exons. Bases 225 to 737 code for a protein of 170 amino acids. The record is from RefSeq and is a predicted model, not a curated record. Lineage: Eukaryota; Viridiplantae; Streptophyta; Magnoliopsida; Rosales; Rhamnaceae.
UUACAGUGGAAGAGAAAAAAUAAAAUAAAAAUUAAACAUUUAAGUGCCUGCAAGAAUUAGUACGCGAAUUAGUACAUGAGAAAAUUGAAGCAAGUUUAUUUAUUUAUUUUUUGAUGGAAAAGAUUGGAGCAAGCUAAAACCACCCGAAAGCCCUAAGAUCGUCGUCUCCACUCAGCAGAUAAUCAGCAAGGGCUGCUUUAUUUGCAGGGUUUGUCUCUAUAAUCAUGGCAAAGUCAUUAUCCAGCAUGCUUUUGAAAGGAAUUUCUGGUAUUCAAGCUUCUCGUUCUUGCAGAAUUGUAUCUGGAUCUUUUUACCACUAUGGGAUGAAGUACUCAACUUCAGUGCCUGAUGAUCCUGACACACAUGAUGAUUUUAAGCCUGCCAACAAGCUCAAGAGCUCAGACAUUUCUUUGAAGGACGUUGUGGAGCAGGAUGUCAAGGACAACCCUAUAAUGAUUUAUAUGAAAGGGGUUCCUGAUCUUCCUCAAUGUGGAUUCAGUUCACUAGCAGUGAGAGUGUUAAAACUGUACGAUGUUCCUUUGAGUGCUAGAAAUAUUUUGGAAAACCUUGAGCUGAAAAAUGCUGUAAAAGCCUACAGCAACUGGCCAACAUUUCCACAGAUAUUCAUUAAGGGAGAGUUCAUCGGCGGUUCAGAUAUUAUUCUCAAUAUGCAUCAGUCUGGGGAACUCAAGGAGAAGCUUAAAGAUGUGACCUCCAAUCAGGAAAAGUCUGAAUAAGUUGAAUUUGAAGAGCCUGUAGUUGAACCCUUGAACUGCAGCACGUUUAACAUCACAUAUAUUUGAGAUGCAAAUUCCUUAUGCAAGUUUUUGACAGAUUUGGUUUGAUGAAGGGUUUCGUCAAAAAAUUUAGAGAUAGAUAAAUUUAGCUUGUUCUCCUUUUUAUUUACCAUGUAAUGACUAUCCAUAGCUUAAGGCAUUUCAAAUCUAUAUACUGCUAGCUCCUUUAUUUAUUUUUA